AUGGCGCACGGCGGCGUCACGGCGGCGCCGUUGCUCCCCUCGGCUGCCGUGGUGCCGGGCACGCCACACCGGAACAGGUUCGCCUUCCUCUGCGCCACGCUCGCCUCCAUGACCACCAUCCUCAUGGGCUACACUCUCGCGCUGAUGAGCAGCGCGCAGCUGCUCAUCCGGGAGGACCUGGGCCUCACCGGCGUGCAGGUCGAGGUGCUCACGGGGUCCAUGAACCUGUUCAUGCUCGUGUCGGUUCUCGGCGCCGGGUGGGCGGCCGACCUCCUGGGCCGCCGGGGCACGCUCGUGCUCGCCAACGCCUUCCUCAUGGCCGGCGCGCUCGCCAUUUCCGCCGGCGGCAGCUACGCCUCGCUCAUGGCCGCGCGCUUCGUCACCAGCGUUGGCGUCGGGUUCGCCCGCGUCGUCGCGCCCGUGUACAACGCCGAGAUCUCGCCGGCGUCCACUCGCGGCGUCCUGUCGUCCUUGCUGGACAUGUUCGUCAAUGUCGGCAUCUUGCUUAGCUACGUGUCGAAUUACGCCUUCGCCUCCGUCGCCGUUGGGGUGGUCAAGACGUGCUUCAUCCUCGUCGCGACGUUCCUCUCCGACCGCGUCGGCCGGCGCCCCCUCCUCCUCGCCAGCGCCGCGGGCGCCGCCACGGCGCUGGCCUCCGUAGCCCUGACCCUCUGCGCCGGCGGCGCCACGUCGUCGGCGGCGUGUGUCGCGUCGGUGCUGGCCUUCGUGGCGGCGUUCUCGGUCGGGUUCGGGCCGGUGGUGCCCACGUACAGCUCGGAGGCCAUGCCGCUGCAGGGCACCAGCCUCGGCACGGCGGUGAACCGGGUGACGUGCGGGGUGGUGACCAUGACGUUCAUCUCCCUCGCCGGCUGGAUCACCAUGCCCUGGUGCUUCUUCCUGUGCGCGGGCGUGGCGGCCGCCGCGUGGGCCUUCGUGUGCGCGCAGCUUCCCGAGACCAGUGGGCGGGGCUUGGAGGACAUGGAUGUGCUCUUCUCCAAGUGACCAUAGCUUGGUUGCCGAAAUUGGGGCAGUGAACUGAAACUAGCAUCUGAAGAACUGUAAACCAAAAUCAUGUACCUGAAAGUGUUAAGUGGAUAAUCGGAUAGUAUAAUUUUUCAUUCAUUCUGUGCAAGAUUGGAAUUUUUUUGGGCCCGUGAAUUGACAGGGCAUGUCGAGAGUCGAGUUUUUUCUUUUUUGUUUUCAUUGAUCUUUUCAUGUAAGUUC
Panicum hallii is the source of this 1224-nucleotide messenger RNA. Its product is annotated as polyol transporter 5-like. The transcript has 3 exons. The coding region runs from base 1 to 1002 and encodes 333 amino acids. Gene Ontology annotation, cellular component: membrane. The record is from RefSeq and is a predicted model, not a curated record. Gene Ontology annotation, molecular function: carbohydrate transmembrane transporter activity. Gene Ontology annotation, biological process: transmembrane transport. NCBI's taxonomy places the organism in Eukaryota, Viridiplantae, Streptophyta, Magnoliopsida, Poales, Poaceae.